AAGGAGUGCAGCAGGCUCAGUGCCCUUCCCGGGGCCCUUGGGGGAACCCCCCCCCAUCGGCACCUGCUUGCGCCCCCGUGGCCGGCUCCCUCUGCAGCCGCCUGCCAGCGCGUGGUGAGCAGUCGUCUGGCGGGUGGCGUUUGUGGUCAUUCCCUGUGGCACUCAGCUGUGGUCCCAUUGGGGAGGGACAGCUGCAUCGUCACUGUGAGGACCUCACCUGUCACUUCAGGUUACAGCAACACGCAGCUGGCCAGCCUGUACCUGCUGUCCGACGGCGAGUACUCCCUCCACAGCUUCGUCCUGCUCCAAAGGGAUGUCACCUGGCCCUUCUACUCCUACCUGGACUUCGCUGUCCAGGAGGGUGCUGUCCAGUUUCAGAGGGUUCUGGGAACAGCCGCGGAAGAAGCCUACGAGGGAUUGUUCUACCAGACCCAGGAGAGGAAGCUGCAGUUCAUGGCGGCCAUGCACGGCCACACGAAGGUGGCGGUUCGCCAGGUGGCCACGGCCUUCGACCUGUCUCGGUUCACCUCUGCCUGCGACCUGGGAGGCUGCACAGGCGCCCUGGCCUACGAGCUGGCCAGACAGUACCCGGGGCUGAAGGUGGCCGUGUUGGACCUGCCAGAGGUCAUUGAGGACGCCGCGCAUUUCCGACCGGACGGACCGCAGACGGGGCGGGUCAGCUUCAUGCCAGGGGACUUCUUCCGAGACCCUCUCCCGGAGGCCGACCUCUACAUCCUCUCCAAAGUUCUGCACAACUGGCCGGACGAGAAGGUGCACCAGCUGCUCAGCCGGAUCUCCCGCAGCUGCAAACCAGGGGGCGGCCUGCUGGUGGUGGAGCUGCUGCUGGACGAGAAGUGCCAGUCUCUGAUCCCCGUGCUGCAGUCGCUGACCAUGAUGGUGCUGUGCCUGAGCAGGGAGCGCACCCUGAGCGAGUACCGCAGCCUGCUGCAGGCUCACGGCUUCACCGACGUGCAGGCUGCGUACCUCGGGAGCACUGUGGACGCCAUCCUGGCCACCAGAGCCUGACAGCCACCUGCAUACAGGUCACAGGGUCACUCCCUCGGGAGACAGCAGCCCACAGUCCCCAAAUGUGUCCCGUCAGGUGGAAAGUUGGCUGCAGGGGGCCGGCGUCACCCCGCAGGUGAAAGAACGUGGUCAGCCCCGGCUCUAGGAGCGGGGUGGUGGGGCUGCGCUGGACAGGGCAGUGCUCACUGGGUCCCUUCACACUUCAGCAGAGGCAGUCACCAGGGCACAGGCCGUGUCAUUCCCAUGUGUACGUUCCAGCUCCGCCACAGCCCCCAUCAGCACAGUGUUAGAUGCACAACUUGUGGACACGUGGUUUCUGCCUGAGAUGGAUUUUAUACACAAUCCGGAUGUCGAUUUACAAGACACACACACCUGCACGAUUUACACAGUGCAGAUAAUCACAGCCACGCACCCGUGCACAGUCCUGGGUGGACACCUUGGUCCUGCACUCUCCCCUGUGCCCUGAGCCCAGGACCCACCCACGGGAGACCCCCGGCUGCCAGGGUGACAGCCAGGUGACCCUUGUGGGAACUGAGGAAGGGUCCCAGUCCCCUGACACCAAGUGCUGUCCCCUUAUUGCUGCUGGAAAUGUUCCUAGAAAGAAUGAACACGGUGAGAAGA
Messenger RNA from Artibeus jamaicensis (Jamaican fruit-eating bat), 1647 nucleotides. RefSeq names its product probable bifunctional dTTP/UTP pyrophosphatase/methyltransferase protein. The record is from RefSeq and is a predicted model, not a curated record. The transcript is spliced from 5 exons. NCBI's taxonomy places the organism in Eukaryota, Metazoa, Chordata, Mammalia, Chiroptera, Phyllostomidae. Gene Ontology annotation, molecular function: O-methyltransferase activity. The coding region runs from base 454 to 1026 and encodes 190 amino acids.